Trichomycterus rosablanca is the source of this 5651-nucleotide messenger RNA. RefSeq names its product clustered mitochondria protein homolog (gene cluhb). Gene Ontology annotation, molecular function: mRNA binding; protein binding. The record is from RefSeq and is a predicted model, not a curated record. Lineage: Eukaryota; Metazoa; Chordata; Actinopteri; Siluriformes; Trichomycteridae. The coding region runs from base 226 to 5190 and encodes 1654 amino acids. Gene Ontology annotation, cellular component: cytoplasm. Gene Ontology annotation, biological process: intracellular distribution of mitochondria. The transcript is spliced from 27 exons.
CAUGCAGAGAAGGAAAUACAAUGCCAUGUGGUACCAACUUGCCAAUCAGUCAUCAGCUUGGUUUCGGCAAGUGCUACCUACAAACCAAAGAGUGCACAGCUGCGAAGGUGCCCCAGCAAAACUAUACCAUUACCUUACAUGCAGAUGAUUUCAGUUUUCUAACGACUGUUUAUUGCAAUACUAAAUUCAUGCCUGACAGAUGUGCUAAAACAGUUCUCUUACAACAUGGGAAAUGUAUUUCAGUGCUGUCUCAGACUGUCACAUUUCUUUCGGCGUAAGUACAUCUCUGACCAAACUGAGGAUCGAUCCCCUCUGUUGUCGAGAGAGAACAGUGAUCCUGGAAGCCUCUCUCCAUCAAGAACUUCAGGUGACCUGUUGGCAUCUCCACUCCUGGACCAGGACCACCUCCUAUACCCUGACAUCGUCCUGAGCAGCAAUCACGGAGCUGAACUGGACAGAGAGGAUUCAUCCUUGCUAUUAGAGCUUAUAACAACAGACAGAAGACGAAAUCAAAUAAAAGUAAAUGAAAAUGAUCAAAGCCUUGAAGGAUGUGAAAACGAUGAGACAGAGCAAAUGGCAAGCACAAGCAUCAGUCACCAGGAGUUUUACUGUUUAGAGAGAAAACAGUUAAGUAAUAUUGAAAACGAAUGGCCCUUGCUGUCAUCCUUACAAGCAUGGCCCUCAGAACAACCAAAUGCUGCUAAUUCUACUUCUCAGACUCUAAUCUACACUUAUGGUCAAGGAACUGAAAGGAGGUCCUUACCCUGUCAAGCAGCUAAAGGUGGGAUUCAGGAUGAGCAAAAAGGAGAUUCACACCUAGCAAAGGAAACACAAGAGACAGAGCUAAAUCUGGUACAAAAACACCAGAACGUAGCACAAAUAGGACUUGAAUUGAGACCAAAAUGGGUUUUUAGAAAUGGUGUAUGUUUAAACCAAGUUCCAGUUGAGAUUGCUGAAGAUUCAGAGAAAAUUCACAUUGAGGAAAGCAACCAAACGGAACAGUUUGGUCAACAAAUUCAGUCUGAACAACUAGAAGCACAAUGCAGACAAAGCAUAGCACAGCAAGACUCGGUUUAUAAAACUAAUGAAGCUGUUAUUCUAAUGAGUCACAUCCAUGACUGUGAAGAACCAGGUUUAGAGGUUAAAUAUAAUGUAGAACAUUUCCCACAGAGAAAACAACAUACUGAGAGGUAUCAACAGGAGAUCACACAGAACGAACAGAUUGUAUUAGAACAGGACUUCAUUCAGACAGACAGGUACUCUACACAGUUUGGGUACUCUGUGGACCAGAUGGCCCAGACAUGUAAAGAACAGUAUAUUUCUGGAAAUACGGAAUUUGAGCCAACAAAGCAAAGCAUGAUGGAGUUUGGAUGUCAUCUGGACAAACAAGGAUGGCAGAAGUCGGAACAACUGGGGGAAAAUCAAAUCCAGUCUGAUCGGAAUCUGAACAAAGGAUCAGGACCAUCUGAAAGAUUUACCUUGUUUGUGGUUGAUAAACUGUUCCUGGCCACUCCAGGUCUGAGUUCUGAAAAUAUACUCAGUGACCAGACAGAUAUUUCAGAGCUGGAUAUGUGUUAUGACAAAGAAAUUCUGGAAGAUCCUGAUACUGAAGAGGCUGACUCAGAGGAAACAGGAUUUACAAUAAGGAUCCAGGCCCCUGCUGCUGAACCCAUUGAAUUCCAGGUGUCACCUUUAGCGAUGGUGCAGGAAAUCAAGCAGGUGUUAAUGGACCGUGAGGAGACCUGCCAACGUACCUGCUUCUCCCUGCAAUUAGAUGGGAAUACACUGGAUAACUUCACUUCGCUAAAGUCCAUCUCUGGCCUACGAGAAGGCUCACUACUUAGGAUUGUGGAAGAGCCAUACACAGUUCGUGAAGUUCGUCUACAUCUGCGUCACAUCAGAGACCUGCUAAAGAGCUUGGACCCUUCAGAUGCUUAUAAUGGAGUGGAGGGUAGCUCCCUGUCCUUCCUCAGAUUCUUCACUGAAGAAAAAGAAGAAGAGAACACCAAAUGCAAGAAAAGAGGUGAUGAACUGAAGCAAUUCAAUUUCAGCCCUCCUGAGUACAUCCUUCCAGGAACUAAAGAACGUUUGCUGGAACCCCUGCAGCCUCAGAGUGAAAACUUGAAACCCACUGAAAGCCUAAAGGUUUUAAUGACUAGCAGUUGGAACCCUCCUCCAGGAAACAGAAAGAUACACGGUGAUCUCAUGUAUCUUAAUGUGAUUACCAUGGAAGACAGACACUUCAGCAUUACAGCAUCAACACGAGGCUUUUACAUAAAUCAGUCUACUACGUUUGGCUUCAAUCCAAAGCCAGCAAGUCCCAGUGUACUUAGUCAUUCUUUAAUUGAGCUCCUGAGUCAAAUCAGUCCAGUUUUUAAGAAGAACUUUAGUGCUUUACUGAAGAAGAGAACAUCAACACACCCCUUUGAAAGAAUAGGCACUCCUCUGCAGGUGUUUAGCUGGACUGCCCGAGCACUCGACCACUCUUUGGACUGUGUUCGAGCUGAAGAUGCCAGCUCAAAUAUGGGCUUUGAAGAACACUUGUCUGGGCAGCAAAUCCGUGACUGGAAUGAGGAGAUUCAGAGUACUAGAGAGUUACCACGCCAAAAUGUUAGAGAUCGUCUGCUCAGAGACCGAGCCAUCUUCAAGGCCAACAGUGACUUUGUGAGCACAGCCACACAAGGUGCUAUGGCGGUGGUUGAUGGCAAUCUGAUGCCCAUUAAUCCUAGCGAAGAACCACAGAACCACCUGUUUGUCUGGAACAAUAUCUUCUUUAGUUUGGGCACGGAUGGCCAGGAGCAUUAUGAAGAGCUGGGCGGUGAGGCUGCAGCUCAUGCUGCAUCAGCUAUUGACCUGAAUGGUGUAAGAGCAUACAGUGCAGUAGAUGCAGAAGGCCUGUAUGUGCUUGGUACCGUGCUGGUGGAUUAUCGAGGCUACCGCGUCACUGCCCAGUCAAUUGUUCCUGGCAUUCUAGAGCAGGACCAGGACCAGAGUGUAAUCUAUGGUUCCAAUGACUUUGGAAAGACAGUUAUCUCGAAUGAAACGUUCCUAAAGCUGCUGGACAAACCCAGCAAACAACUGAGAAUACAGCGGCACCAGGUGCUCAACAAAGACGGCUGUGCUGUAGAGUUGUGUUCUUCAGUGGAAUGUAAGGGCAUCUUGGGUAAUGAUGGCCGUCACUACAUUCUGGACCUGCUCUUUACAUUUCCACCUGACCUCAACUUCUUGCCUGUGGAUGGGGAGGAGCUUAACGCAGAGUGUCAUCAGCUUGGUUUUCCAAAGCAGCAUGCACAUCGCUUAGCCUGUCUGAGGCAAGAGCUGAUUGAGGCGUUUGUGAAGUACAGGUAUCACUCAUUUAGAAAUACAGUCUCUCAAUGCUUAGAGCAAGAUGAUGACAAUAUCAAGGAUGCUGAAACCCAUCUGGUAGACCACAUCCCAAAUGCAGCUGAAGAUGCGACACCCGUCAAGAACGAUUCUUUAAUGGGGGCUUCACCUUCAUCCCCUAGAUACAGCUCCAUUGAUAUUCAAUUUAACCCAGACAUUUUCCUACCAGAUAUUCGUUUUCCAAAGGAAAGUUUGAAGGAAAUCUUGAAACAGAAACAACUUUUAAAGGAUGCAGCAGCUUUUCUUCUUUCUGAACAAAUUCCUGCCUUUAUUAGGAGCUGUGUUGAUCACACCACAAUGCCCAUGGAUGGCACUACAUUAACUGAGGCUCUGCAUCAUCAUGGGAUUAAUAUUCGCUAUCUGGGCACACUGUUGGAGUUUAUUGAGAAAGCUCCUCAGAGGACAAGAUUAGACCAUGUUUAUAGAACUGCAAUAUGUGAGCUGAUCACUAGAUGCACAAAACACAUAUUCAGAACAUAUUUACUAGCAGUUGAACCAUCUGCCCUCUCUGCCUCAGUCAGCCAUUUCCUCAACUGCUUCCUCAGCUCCUCACCUGAUACACUAGAGACCCAGCAGAUGGACAGUCAGGCGUCCAAGCGCAGGAGUCGGCGGAGGCGAAGCCAGGGCUCUGUGGGUGGGGAAAUGACAGCUGUGGAAGGUGGCUGGUCCAGCCUGACUUCCGAUGAGCUCUGGAGAAGUAUCCAGACUGAUGCUCUGCAGUACUAUCACUACUGCCUGCCAUGUGACAGCAUAGAGCAAGCCGUGAACAAAUGUGGUUUACAGAGGCUGACGCUGCUCAGAGAAAUCUCCAUCAAAAUUGGCAUCCAGAUUCUCAUUAGGGAAUAUCAGUUUGAUGCCAAGCUCAGACAAGUAUUCACAGAGGAGGACAUCCUUAAUAUUUUCCCCAUUAUAAAGCACAUCAACCCAAAAGCUAAUGAUGGCAUCUAUCUCCUCCACUGUGGCAAAGCCAAGAUCCAGCAAGGUGACUUAAAAGAAGGAUGUGAGCUGAUCAGCCAGGCUUUGAGUCUGUUUACUAAUGUGUAUGGGGCUCUACACCAGGACGUCUGCAUCUGUCUCCGCCUGCUGGGACGCGUUUACUAUAUCCUUGAAGACUACGCUGAGGCACUGAGUCACCAGCAGAAAGCUGUGUUGAUCAGUGAGAGAGUGUUGGGAAUAGAGCAUCCCAAUACUAUACAGGAAUAUAAAGACCUUGGCCUAUAUUGCUUUGCAAGUGGGCAGGCUGCCACUGCCCUGCGACUGCUCUAUCGGGCCCGCUAUCUCAUGCUGCUUGUGUGUGGGGAGGAUCACCCAGAAAUGGCCUUAAUGGACAUUAACAUUGGUCUCAUGUUACAUGGUGUGAUGCAGUGUGAUCUUGCCCUUAAAUUUCUGGAGAAUGCCCUGGCAUUAACUUCUAAAUAUCAGGGGCCUUCGUCCCUAAAACUCGCACAAAGUCAUCAUUUGUUGGCAAAGGUUUUUGAGAGCAAAGGAGAGUUCAGAUCAGCUCUGAGACAUGAGAAGGAACGCUACAUGAUUUAUAGAAGCCAGGUCGGAGAGGCACAUGAGAAGACACAAGAAAGCUCCGAGUACCUGAAACACCUUACGAAUCAAGCUGUAAUUUUGCAGAGGACCAUGAAUGUAAUCUACAAGAACAGUUCUGAUUGCAGUAUUGCUCCGCUUAAACUGAGCACACCAAGUCGGGUCUGGAUUGUGGAGCAACUAAAUCUUGUAACAGGGAUCGUCCUUAUACCCCUCAGCAACCAGGACCUGGAAACUCUUAGGGCUAAUGCCAAGCAAACUGCUGCUUGAAUGCAAAAAGGAUACUUUAUAUUGGUCGAAAACAAAAGGACUAAUCACUCCAGUAGGACCAAUAUGCAGUACUGCAGUGCAUGAAUAUAUGCAAACUCUACAUGAUGUCAAGAAAGAAAAUGUAUAUUUUUAACAGGAUGACGUGCCUGCAAAACCAGCCUGGAAUUUUCACAUCUUUAAAAACCUUGAAUAGUCUCAUUGAAUUAAUGAUGAAUGUAAAACGUUUAGGUCUUGUUAAUAAUGUAACUGUUUCUGCUCUUAUAUGCAUCAUUAAGUAUUUUCUCUGUAAGACUGAACUAUGCAUUAAAAGUAAGGCUAGAAAUAAUAACCAAAUUGACAGUUUUGCAUGACUAAUUGUUUUGUGGGAAGCAAAUCUGAAAAUGCUAUUUUCUGAAUUAUGCAAAUGCUUUGUGAAAAGUAUUACAGUAUUGUAAAAGAAAAGUAUUAAUUAAAAAUAAAAC